Molecule: messenger RNA, 3946 nt
Organism: Vicugna pacos (alpaca)
Lineage: Eukaryota; Metazoa; Chordata; Mammalia; Artiodactyla; Camelidae
Source: RefSeq, a predicted model, not a curated record
CCUUCCGGCUCUGCUCGGGCCCCUCGGGCCAGUCCCGCCUUGCGCGCCCAUUUCGAUCCCGAGUGUCAAGCGCGACUCUCCGGACUUGAGCCUCCCGCGCACGUUUUCCAGGACUGGGUUCUUGGCCAGGGGGCCAGAAAUGGCGCAGCUGGAGGGUUACUACUUCUCGGCCGCCCUGAGCUGUACCUUUUUAGUGUCCUGCCUCCUCUUCUCGGCUUUCAGCCGGGCGCUGCGAGAGCCCUACAUGGACGAGAUCUUCCACCUGCCGCAGGCGCAGCGCUACUGUGAGGGCCGUUUCUCCCUCUCGCAGGUGGGGCCUCCAGCCUGUCCCGCCCUGGACACGCUAGAGAGGGCGGCCCCGGCCCAGCGCCACUGUCGGGGCCGUUUCUCCCGCUCGCAGUGGGACCCCAUGAUUACUACAUUACCUGGCUUAUACCUGCUGUCAGUCGGAGUGGUCAAACCUGCCAGUUGGAUCUUUGGAUGGUCAGAACAUGUUGUCUGCUCCAUUGGAAUGCUCAGAUUUGUAAAUCUUCUCUUCAGUGUUGGCAACUUCUAUUUAUUAUAUUUGCUUCUUCGCAAGGUGCAACCCAGACACAAGGCCGCCUCAAGUGUCCAGAGAAUCUUGUCCACAGUAACGUUAGCAAUAUUUCCCACGCUCUAUUUUUUUAACUUCCUUUAUUAUACAGAAGCAGGAUCCAUGUUUUUCACUCUUUUUGCCUACUUGAUGUGUCUUUAUGGAAAUCAUAAAACUUCAGCCUUGCUUGGAUUUUGUGGCUUCAUGUUUCGUCAAACAAACAUCAUCUGGGCUGUCUUCUGCGCCGGAAAUGUCAUCGCACAGAAGUUAACAGAAGCCUGGAAAACUGAGCUGCAGAAGAAGAAGGAAGAGAGGCUCCCCCCUGUUAGAGGACCGUUUUCAGAAUUCAGGAAAAUCCUUCGCUUUCUGCUGGCGUACUCCAUGUCGUUUAAGAACCUGAGUGCGCUCUUGCUCCUGACCUGGCCCUACGGCCUCCUCGCGCUGCUCUUCUGCGCCUUUGUGGCCGUCAACGGCGGGGUGGUGAUUGGCGACAGGAGCAGCCAUGAAGCCUGUCUGCACUUUCCCCAGCUGUUCUACUUUUGCUCUUUUACUCUCUUUUUUUCCUUUCCUCACCUCUUGUCUCUUAGCAAGAUCAGGGCUUUUCUCUGCUUGGUGUGGAAACGGAAACUUCAGUUUUUUGCAGUGACUUUAGUCUCCAUAUUUUUAGUUUGGAGAUUUACUUAUGCUCAUAAGUACUUGCUAGCAGACAACAGACAUUACACCUUCUACGUGUGGAAGAGAGUUUUCCAAAGACACGAAAUUGUGAGAUAUUUGUUAGUUCCACUCUACAUAUUUGCUGGUUGGAGCAUAGCGGACUCACUGAAGUCAAAGCCCAUUUUCUGGAAUUUAAUGUUUUUUGUGUGCUUAUUUGCUGUUACAGUACCUCAGAAAUUGCUAGAAUUUCGUUACUUCAUUUUACCUUAUGUCAUUUAUAGACUUAACAUACCCCUGCCGCCCACAUCCAGGCUUGUCUGUGAGCUGGGCUGCUAUGUAGUCGUCAAUUUCCUGACUUUUUACAUCUUCCUGCACAAGACUUUUCAGUGGCCAAACAGUCCGGACACUCAGAGGUUCAUGUGGUAAUAGCAGGGUUAUCUGGAGCUCCAGAAAUAGACUUAUUAUUUAGACUAUUUUCAUAAUGAAAAUUGAGUAAGUAGAAAUUUUGGAAUUUCUUUUGGGCACCAUGGUGAGCCUCAGAUCAUAAGACUUUUUUUAAUGUUUUAAAUAUCAAACAUUUUAAAUAUAUGUAUAUACACAUAUAUAUGUGUGUGUGUAUAUAUAUAUAUAUGCAUAUAUAUAUAAAAUCUAAGGCAGUGAAGUGAUAAAAAACAGAAAAGUUUUAAGACAUGCUCCAUAAGCCUGAAAAAUGAUGGGAAAAUAAAAUUAUUUGCAGCUAUCUCAUGGUAUUUCUUUGAUACUCUUGGCCACUCAAAAAGCUUGGAAGCUUUUUACACCAAAUUUAAGAAACCUGGGUGUGCUUUGUGGUGCUGGAACUUAUUCAUUCUCUUCCAAAAGAAGUAGCAAAGCCUUUGAAAAAUAUUUACAGAUGAUGAGAUAAUAGUCUUGACUGAAAAGUUGUUUAAUAUUUUAAUGAAUAUAAUUUUAAGUGUAAGGCAAAACAGACUCACAUAGAUAGUGCAUGUUAUAAAAUUAGAGGCUCUUCUGUGUUUAUCUAGAAAUCAAGUUGCUGAUUUUUGUUAAAAAUCUAGGAAUGAUGGAAGUCCUCUCACUGUUCCUAAUGUGAAAAUAUGAUAGCCAAAGAUAAGUUGUGUUGAUGAUAACACUUUUUAAAGGGGAUUUGCUUCCUGAAAUACAUCACUGUAUUAGUUUCCUAUGGCUGCCAUGGCCAUUACAGAUUACCACGUAUUUGGUGGCUUAAAAAAAUGUCUGUCACCGUUCUGGAGGCCAGAAGUCUAAAAUUAAGAUGUCAGCAGUGUUAGUGACUCCUGGAGGCUCUGAAAGGUAACCCAUCCCGUGCUCUCCUGCCUUCCGGUGUCGGAAAUGCUUGGUGGUCCUCGGUUUACAGGUGCGUCACCCCCGUCCCUGCCUCUGUCUUCACAUGCCUUCCUCUCUGUCUUCCUUCUCUUACAAGGACAGUGUCUUUGGAUUUAGGGCCCACCCUGAUCCAGGAUGACCGCGUGUCCAGAGCUUUAACUUAAUAAUAUCUGCAAAGACUCUCUUUGCCAUAUGAGGUCAUAUGUUCAGAUUCCGAGUAUACCUGUCUUUUGGGGGGCACUUUUCAACCCACCAGAGUUACCAAAGUAGAUUUUUAUGAUAAAACUCAUAAAAUGUGUAGGAAAGAGUUUCUUUGCUGAGAUAUUUUAAAUAAAAUUGUAUCUUUUCUGAGAGGUUAAAAACAAGUGACUUCCAAGGUCACAUAGUUGCAAAACUAAAAAUAACUGAUACUUGAUUCCAUGAUCCAAAAAUAGUUCGAAUUUAAGGGAAGUUUAGAAAUUAUUUGAUCUAGUCUUAUUUUCUAGGUUAGGGGUUUGGGGGGGUCGGUUUUGGAUUCCGUGUCUGCUGUUUUGAGUACAUUCUUUGCGUUUUCAUCCUAUUACAGCAAAGUAUUAUUUGGAUAUGUUAACUUUGACAUGUAAACUUAGAACUGUGAGUAGAAUUUAUCUUUUAAUCCAGUUUUAUGUUGGUAAACUUUUUAAUCACUGUGUGAACUGUCUUCAGUGUUGAAUUAUGCUUUCUUUGGGUUUUACACAAUGAGUGGAUUUGGAAAACACUCUCCAUUUGCAAAUAUAAAAUUGUGUGCAGGUGAAAAUUACAAGUGUAGUCUUGAGUAAUAAAUACAAAAUCUUUUAUUGUAUAAACUAUGUGGGGCCAAGUUGUGCUCUAUUUAGUGCUCAGAAAGCAGAUUGAUUGAUUUUUUAAUAAUAACAGUGACUGUACGAUGGAUAUUUCUACCUAAACUUUUUAAAUAAGACAAGAAAGCACGCUCAGACAAAUUAUGAUUUUAUAAUGGGAGACAGGAGUUCCAGGAAGUCAAAAUUCUCCCCAAAAUGUGUAAGUUAGGAAAAACAACUUUCUUAUCUGAUACUCUUGGUGCAAGGCUUUUAUUUUUAGGCAUAUUUUUGGGAUGAAAACUUUUUCUCUCUGACCGAGUCUGGCAAGAACGAGGAGGCUGUCCCACCCCGUGGACUGAGGGAAUCAUUGUUCCUGUUAAGUUUGAAGGGUGGAGUCCCUGUCUUUAAAGGGAUCUUUUGGAAUUCUGUGAAUUAAAAGGUGCUGUACAGUGUUGCUUUUAGAAACAUCCUGAAGUUAUGUGUGUUUUGAACAUUUUUCAGGAGUUACCAAAUAGAUAUUUUUGAUAUUAGACUUGACUGAGCUUCUUGAUUACAAGGUAAUUCUUUGUCAAAAAAAAAAAAA